Messenger RNA from Colletotrichum karsti, 537 nucleotides. RefSeq lists its product as uncharacterized. The transcript is spliced from 2 exons. The coding region runs from base 1 to 537 and encodes 178 amino acids. The record is from RefSeq and is a predicted model, not a curated record. Lineage: Eukaryota; Fungi; Ascomycota; Sordariomycetes; Glomerellales; Glomerellaceae.
AUGCGUCCUUCCCAAGUCCUCAGCGCCGUCCUCAUGGGCGGCGGCGUUUCUGCCGCCGCCGUUGAAGUUGUCACGCCUCUCCGUACUUGUCUCAUCCCCGAGCCCGACAAGCGCAUCUGCUACUCUGAGGCCGGCGGCACCCCUCAGGGCCUGGACUUGAAGGAGGUCCAGUACACGGCGGACUACCUCCGCGCGUACCAGGAGCAGCAGCUCUCCAUCGGCGGAUCCCCCUUCUGGAAGAUGCCGCUGCCCGAGGCGAACAACUGCGGCGAGUGGCAAGUCACCAGCAAGGGCCGCACCUGGGUGAUGGCCAAGCUCGUCGGCGAGCAGCAGGCCGGGGUUCUCUUCUCCGACAUCGCCGCCACCAUCGACGGCUUCGCGCUCGAGGACCCCACGCGGGCGCUGCUGAACUGCAGCAACGCCGGCGGGCAGAUGGGCACCAUCGUCGACACGGAGAACCCGCUGUAUCAGACGCAGCUGUUUGAAGGUUUCACCAACAAGGGCAUUAUCAUCAAGCUGGUCAGGAGCCCCAUCUAA